CAAUGCAUAUGCUUGGACUAAAUUGGCAGCUACAGCCAGCAGAUGGACACACCUUUAACAAUGGAAUAAGGACAGGCUUGCCAGGUUCUGAUGAUGUAGCAACCAUGCCCUCUGGAGGUAAAGGACCAUGGGCCACUAGAAACAAUAGCAUUGACAGUGGGGAGGCAGAGGUCGGACGGAGAAUCACUCAAGAAGUGCCACAAGGAGUAUUCUGGCGAUCACAAAUUCACAUUGCGCAGCCACAGUUCCUGAAAUUCAAUAUCUCUUUAGGGAAGGAUGCACUUUUUGCUGUCUAUAUAAGAAGAGGACUUCCACCAUCUGGCAAAGAUAAAGAAGUGGUUUCUUUCAGUACUGUCAUAUUGGAUUCUGUACAGGACUGUCCACGCAAUUGUCAUGGGAAUGGCGAAUGCGUAUCCGGAAUCUGUCAUUGUUUUCCUGGCUACCAUGGAGCAGACUGUGCAAAAGCUGCGUGUCCUGUUCUAUGCAGUGGCAAUGGACAAUACACCAAAGGAGCCUGUUUGUGCUACAGUGGCUGGAAAGGGCCAGAGUGUGACAUACCCAUCAGCCAGUGUAUUGAUCCGUCAUGCGGAGGCCAUGGUUCUUGCAUUGAAGGAAACUGUGUUUGCUCUGUAGGAUACAAAGGCGAAAACUGUGAGGAAGUUGAUUGCUUGGAUCCAUCCUGUUCCAACCAUGGUGUCUGUGUAAAUGGAGAAUGUCUCUGUAGCCCAGGCUGGGGAGGUUUAAAUUGUGAACUUCCACGUGCCCAAUGUCCAGACCAGUGCAGUGGGCAUGGCACAUACCUCACUGACACAGGCCUCUGUAACUGCGAUCCCAACUGGAUGGGUCCUGACUGCUCCGUUGAAGUAUGUGCUGUAGACUGUGGCACUCAUGGUGUAUGCAUUGGCGGAGCAUGUCGCUGUGAAGAGGGCUGGACAGGGAUAGCCUGUGACCAACGUGUUUGUCAUCCCCGCUGCACAGAACAUGGGACUUGUAAAGAUGGAAAAUGUGAAUGCCGAGAGGGCUGGAAUGGGGAGCACUGCACCAUUGAUGGCUGCCCUGAUUUGUGCAAUGGCAAUGGGAGAUGCACACUCGGUCAGAACAGCUGGCAGUGUGUCUGCCAGACCGGCUGGAGAGGGCCUGGAUGCAAUGUUGCUAUGGAAACCUCCUGUGCUGAUAACAAGGAUAAUGAGGGAGAUGGCCUCAUUGAUUGUCUGGAUCCAGAUUGCUGCCUCCAAUCGACUUGUCAGAAUAGCCUUCUCUGUCGUGGCUCACGUGAUCCGUUAGACAUUAUACAGCAAAGUCACUCUGGUUCAGAAGCUGUAAAGUCAUUCUAUGAUCGAAUUAAGCUCUUAGUGGGAAAAGACAGCACUCAUAUAAUCCCAGGAGAAAACCCCUUCAAUAGCAGCCUGGUAUCUCUGAUAAGGGGCCAAGUGGUGACUACAGAUGGAACCCCACUUGUUGGAGUCAAUGUAUCCUUUGUCAAGUAUCCAAAAUAUGGCUACACCAUCACUCGCCAGGAUGGCACGUUUGAUUUGAUUGCAAAUGGAGGAGCAUCGCUAACUCUUCAUUUUGAAAGAGCCCCAUUCAUGAGUCAAGAGAGGACAGUGUGGCUACCAUGGAAUAGCUUCUAUGCAAUGGAUACCCUCACUUUGAAAACUGAAGAGAAUUCUAUUCCCAGCUGUGACUUAAGUGGUUUCAUCAGACCUGAUCCUGUUAUAAUUUCAUCACCACUUUCCACCUUUUUCAGUGAUGCCCCUGGUCGAAAUUCAAUUGUUCCAGAGACCCAGGUUCUUCAUGAAGAAAUUGAGAUUCCAGGUGCCAACAUAAAGCUCUGCUAUCUGAGUUCCCGUACUGCUGGAUACAGAUCCUUGCUUAAAAUCACCAUGACACAAUCUCUUGUGCCUCUGAACUUAAUUAAAGUUCAUCUCAUGGUAGCAGUGGAAGGGCAUCUUUUCCAAAAGUCAUUCCAAGCAUCUCCCAAUUUGGCAUAUACUUUCAUUUGGGAUAAAACAGAUGCCUAUGGCCAGAAAGUUUACGGGCUCUCGGAUGCUGUAGUGUCCGUGGGCUUUGAGUAUGAGACCUGUCCCAGUCUGAUUUUAUGGGAGAAAAGGACUGCUCUACUGCAAGGCUUUGAACUUGACCCUUCAAAUCUAGGUGGCUGGUCUUUGGAUAAGCAUCAUGUACUUAAUAUAAAAAGUGGUAUUCUACACAAAGGUAGUGGAGAGAAUCAGUUUCUAACUCAACAACCAGCAGUAAUUACGAGCAUUAUGGGAAAUGGUCGUCGUCGAAGUAUCUCCUGUCCAAGUUGCAAUGGACUUGCAGAAGGAAACAAACUUCUUGCCCCUGUUGCACUUGCGGUGGGAAUUGAUGGGAGCCUGUUCGUUGGGGAUUUCAACUACAUUCGACGCAUCUUUCCCUCAAGGAACGUCACCAGCAUUUUGGAAUUAAGAAAUAAAGAAUUUAAACAUAGUAACAAUCCUGCUCACAAGUACUACCUAGCUGUGGAUCCUGUUUCGGGCUCUCUUUAUGUUUCGGAUACCAACAGUCGUCGUAUUUUCAGAGUCAAAAGCCUUACUGGUGCAAAAGACCUGGCUGGUAAUUCGGAAGUGGUCGCAGGGACAGGGGAACAGUGCCUGCCUUUUGAUGAGGCCAGAUGUGGUGAUGGAGGGAAAGCAGUAGAUGCAACAUUAAUGAGCCCUCGAGGUAUUGCAGUGGAUAAAUAUGGCCUUAUGUAUUUUGUUGAUGCAACAAUGAUCAGGAAAGUUGAUCAGAAUGGUAUCAUAUCAACUCUGCUGGGCUCUAAUGACUUAACUGCUGUUCGGCCACUGAGCUGUGAUUCCAGCAUGGAUGUCACCCAGGUGCGACUGGAGUGGCCAACUGACCUGGCUGUCAAUCCAAUGGAUAACUCACUGUAUGUUUUGGAGAAUAAUGUCAUCUUGCGAAUCACUGAGAACCAUCAGGUUAGCAUCAUUGCUGGUCGUCCAAUGCACUGUCAGGUUCCUGGGAUAGACUACUCACUUAGUAAACUGGCCAUUCAUUCCGCUUUGGAGUCAGCCAGUGCCAUCGCCAUUUCACACGCUGGUAUUCUUUACAUCAGUGAGACAGAUGAGAAAAAAAUUAACCGCCUUCGUCAAGUCACCACGAAUGGCGAGAUUUGCCUUCUGGCUGGGGCAGCUUCAGACUGUGACUGCAAAAAUGACGUGAACUGCAAUUGCUAUGCUGGGGAUGAUGCUUAUGCAACUGAUGCCAUCUUAAAUACUCCAUCUUCCUUAGCUGUGGCACCAGAUGGUACGAUUUACAUAGCAGAUCUUGGAAACAUACGCAUCAGAGCGGUCAGCAAAAAUAAACCAGUUCUCAACUCUUUCAACCAAUAUGAAAUCGCUUCACCAAGAGAGCAAGAGCUGUACAUCUUCAACAUUGAUGGCAUCCAUCAAUAUACUCUCAGUCUUGUUACGGGAGAAUAUCUAUAUAAUUUUACUUAUAGUGCUGAUAACGAUGUGACUGAAUUGGUUGAUAACAACGGCAACUCUCUGAAAAUUAGGCGGGAUACAAAUGGAGCUGCACGCCAUUUUUUAAUGCCUGACAACCAAAUUGUGACUCUUGCUGUCAGCACCAAUGGUGGUCUUAAAGCAGUGUCAACCCAGACCUUGGAACUUGGAUUAAUGACCUAUCAUGGAAGCAGUGGUCUUCUGGCAACCAAAAGUGAUGAAACGGGAUGGACAACCUUUUAUGAUUAUGACCAUGAAGGACGCCUUACCAAUGUAACUCGCCCUACUGGUGUAGUAACAAGCCUUCACCGUGAAAUGGAAAAGUCUAUUACGAUAGAUAUAGAAAACUCCAACCGUGAUGAUGAUGUCACAGUAAUUACCAAUCUCUCAUCUGUGGAGGCUUCCUACACAGUUGUUCAAGAUCAAGUGAGAAACAGCUAUCAGCUCUGCAGUAAUGGCACCCUGCGAGUGAUGUAUGCAAAUGGGAUGAGUAUUAGCUUCCACAGUGAGCCACAUGUCCUAGCUGGGACUGUGACCCCAGCAAUAGGACGAUGCAAUAUUUCACUGCCAAUGGAAAAUGGCUUAAAUUCAAUAGAGUGGCGUCUCAGAAAGGAACAAAUUAAAGGAAAAAUUACUGUGUUCGGAAGAAAGCUCAGGGUCCAUGGAAGAAAUCUGCUAUCGAUUGAUUAUGAUCGGAACAUUCGCACAGAGAAAAUAUACGAUGAUCACCGGAAGUUUACACUCCGUAUUAUUUAUGAUCAACUUGGACGUCCUUUCCUCUGGCUGCCCAGCAGUGGACUUGCUGCUGUGAAUGUCUCUUAUUUUUCAAAUGGACGGUUGGCUGGGCUUCAGCGUGGUGCCAUGAGUGAAAGAACUGAGAUUGACAAACAAGGCAGGAUUAUUGCACGCAUGUUUGCUGAUGGAAAAGUGUGGAGUUAUACAUACUUAGAAAAAUCUAUGGUGCUACUCCUUCAAAGUCAGCGGCAGUACAUCUUUGAAUAUGACUCUUCAGAUCGGCUGCAUGCUGUCACUAUGCCAAGUAUAGCUCGACACAGCAUGAGCACUCACACCUCAAUCGGCUAUAUUCGAAAUAUUUAUAACCCACCUGAAAGUAAUGCUUCAGUGAUUUUUGAUUACAGCGAUGAUGGAAGGAUUUUGAAAACAUCUUUUUUAGGAACUGGUCGGCAAGUUUUCUACAAAUAUGGGAAGUUAUCCAAGUUGUCGGAGAUUGCAUAUGACAGCACAGCAGUGACUUUUGGAUAUGAUGAAACUACCGGAGUUCUGAAGAUGGUUAACCUACAGAGCGGGGGCUUUUCUUGCACCAUCCGCUAUCGUAAAAUUGGCCCUCUGGUUGACAAACAGAUUUACAGAUUCUCUGAAGAAGGUAUGGUCAAUGCUAGGUUUGAUUAUACCUAUCAUGAUAAUAGUUUUCGAAUAGCUAGCAUCAAGCCUAUAAUAAGUGAGAUCCCUCUUCCAGUUGACCUCUAUCGUUAUGAUGAAAUCUCAGGCAAAGUAGAGCACUUUGGCAAAUUUGGGGUAAUCUAUUAUGAUAUAAAUCAAAUAAUCACUACGGCUGUAAUGACACUGAGCAAACAUUUUGAUACACACGGACGGAUUAAAGAAGUUCAGUAUGAAAUGUUCCGAUCACUCAUGUACUGGAUGACAGUGCAAUAUGACAGUAUGGGAAGGGUAACUAAGAGAGAAUUAAAGCUGGGGCCUUAUGCCAAUACAACUAAAUAUACAUAUGAUUAUGAUGGAGAUGGGCAGCUCCAGAGUGUGGCAGUCAAUGACAGACCAAACUGGCGUUACAGUUAUGAUCUAAAUGGCAACUUGCAUCUCUUGAAUCCUGGGAACAGUAUCCGAUUGAUGCCACUACGCUAUGAUCUAAGAGAUAGAAUUACGCGACUAGGUGAUAUGCAGUAUAAGAUUGAUGAUGAUGGGUUUUUGUGUCAAAGAGGUUCUGACACAUUUGAGUACAAUUCCAAGGGCCUCUUAACAAGAGCUUAUAAUAAAGCAAAUGGAUGGAGUGUUCAAUACCGUUACGAUGGAUUAGGAAGACGAGCCUCUUACAAAACUAACCUGGGACAUCACCUUCAAUAUUUUUAUGCUGAUCUUCACAACCCAACUAGGAUAACACAUGUCUAUAACCACUCAAAUUCAGAAAUUACCUCUCUGUACUAUGAUCUGCAAGGUCAUCUUUUUGCAAUGGAAAGCAGCAGUGGAGAAGAAUAUUAUAUUGCCUCGGAUAAUACGGGUACACCAUUGGCAGUUUUCAGUAUCAACGGUCUAAUGAUCAAGCAACUGCAAUACACAGCCUAUGGGGAGAUCUAUCACGAUUCUAAUCCUGACUUCCAAAUAGUCAUUGGAUUUCAUGGAGGGCUAUAUGAUCCUUUAACAAAACUGGUCCACUUUACUCAAAGAGAUUAUGAUGUUUUGGCUGGACGUUGGACCUCUCCUGAUUAUACAAUGUGGAAAAAUGUUGGUAAGGAACCUGCCCCAUUCAACUUGUAUAUGUUCAAGAGCAACAAUCCUCUCAGCAAUGAACUGGAUUUAAAGAACUAUGUGACAG
Messenger RNA from Thamnophis sirtalis, 6057 nucleotides. Lineage: Eukaryota; Metazoa; Chordata; Lepidosauria; Squamata; Natricidae. The record is from RefSeq and is a predicted model, not a curated record.